Molecule: messenger RNA, 864 nt
Organism: Aaosphaeria arxii CBS 175.79
Lineage: Eukaryota; Fungi; Ascomycota; Dothideomycetes; Pleosporales
Exons: 2
Source: RefSeq, a predicted model, not a curated record
CUGGCUUCCGACGAGAUCGAAUUCGUGAUACAUGCGCGAGACAACAACCUCCCAGAUCCCUUCGGUACUCAUUCCACGACUACCAGAAGAUUGACAUAUGGAGAGGUCGCAAAGCUGUACAACGAAAAGUUUGGCAGGAACGUUGGUCCGGCAGCGGUUGAGAAACGAUAUCGAACUUGCAUUUCAAAAUAUCGUGAAAAGAAUCCCAACUAUCCAGCAAAUAUUGUAUAUACUCCAAAAGAGGCAAAGCCUAAGAGAAUCCCGAGAAAAGACUCCGCAGUAGCGUUCAAUCAAGACGUUCCAGAGAAAGAACUUGAUGGGAAUCCGACAAAGACUCAAACACGCAACGAUGGCCAUGAUAUUGAGAUCUCAGACGAAGAACGCCCUUACUGGGCACAUCUCACAGUGGAAACGGAAGAUGGUAUGAUGAAUGGAAGCUGUGCCAUACCCCUUCGGGACCUCUCGGCAAGCUCCCAGGUCUACGCCGAUUAUCUGAAGGAAUUCAUCUCGGUAGAACUAUCCUUCAUGGCCACAAAGCAGCAGACACUGGCGAGAUAUAUAACAAUGAUCUCCCCAGAAGUGCAAAGGGCUCUGCCAACCUGCGACUUCCAGCUUCUCAGGCACAAACAGCCCAAGGUGUCUAAGAUUCAGUGGUCCAUGAGAAAAACUGUCGAUCUUUACAUCCUCGCAGCCCAACUCCAGGAUUGCCAUGUCAGGAACACGAUCAUUGACCACUGGUGUCGGUCACUUGAAAAUGAGAAGGAGGUGGAAAUUCUCCUUGAGUCAAUAGAGCGCCUAUUCAUGGGCACAGAGGAAUCCGAUCCAGCUCGAAAUUUUUGGAUCGAUGCGUUGCAUGGCCAGGGA